Molecule: messenger RNA, 3018 nt
Organism: Chenopodium quinoa (quinoa)
Lineage: Eukaryota; Viridiplantae; Streptophyta; Magnoliopsida; Caryophyllales; Amaranthaceae
Product: tyrosyl-DNA phosphodiesterase 1-like
Exons: 16
Coding region: 283-2307 (674 amino acids)
Biological process (GO): single strand break repair; double-strand break repair
Cellular component (GO): nucleus
Molecular function (GO): protein binding; 3'-tyrosyl-DNA phosphodiesterase activity; double-stranded DNA binding
Source: RefSeq, a predicted model, not a curated record
AAACGAAUACACAAAACACUAAACAGCCCCAACACCCCCAACCCAAGUAUUUCAAACUCAUUGCUUCUUCCUUGCUAGAAUGCUAGUGCGAUUAUAAAACCUUGCCACUCUACCGGCAACGAUAUGAUUUCAUAUUCAUAAGCUUCGCUUCGCUUCACUUCACUUCACUUCGCCGGAAUUUCCACUCUCAAUUCUCACCUACAUUUCCUCUCUCUCUCUCCUAGGGUUCCAGUUCCAUUCUCUCUCUUCUCCGCUCCUCUCGGAGCUUCUUGUUCAUCUUCAAUGGUGUCUUCUCAGGUAGGAAUUUUGAUUCCGUUGAAUAAGAGCUUGGAGAAGGAGAAAUCGUUGCCGGAAUUGCCGGUUUCUGAAGGUGAUAAUGUGAUCGGCCGUAGUAAUGUUCCGGUGACUGAUAAAAGACUUAGUCGCAAGCACCUCAUUUUGUCUGCUUCUUCUGAUGGCUGUGCUGAUUUGCUUGUGGAAGGAAUGAAUCCUGUGGUGGUUAAUUCUGGUGGUCAGAGGAAGGUUUUGAAUUCUGGAGAAAAAGCUUCUGUUAAUUAUGGUGAUAUCUUAGAAUUGAUACCAGGGAGUCAUUAUUUUAAGUAUGUAGCCUUAAGUAACCAGAGAAAUACUGAUGCUGUUAGCAAAGGGAUUAAAGGUGCUAGGGAACGGACAAAUCUCGGAGAUGGUAGGAAGAGAGCACGAGAAGACUUGAACUUUGGAGCUUCUGCGGGUCACUUGACGCUUCAACACAGGAUUGGAAGAAACGUAAAAGAAAAUAUUGAUAAUGUAAGUGUUGAAUCUAAUAGGCAGAAUCAUUCAGUGUCCAGGAACACUGAGGAGGCGCUACGUGAUUUUCAUGUGUCUAAUGAUAGUCUGCCUUCAACAUUUCGCCUUAUGAAAGUGCAAGGGUUACCAGAAUGGGCAAACACCUCUUGUGUUUCUAUUGACAAUGUGAUUGAGGGGGAUGUGAUUGUUGCUGUACUUUCAAAUUACAUGGUGGACAUAGACUGGCUGUUAUCGGCAUGCCCAAUGCUUAGAAAAGUUCCUCAGGUGCUGAUUGUACAUGGAGAAGGUGACGGUACAGUUGAAUACAUGAAGAGGAACAAGCCUAGCGAUUGGAUUUUGCAUAAACCACCAUUACCUAUCUCAUAUGGGACACACCAUUCGAAGGCUAUGCUUCUUGUAUAUCCUCAGGGUCUGAGGGUCAUUGUGCAUUCGGCAAACUUGAUUCAUGUUGAUUGGAACAAUAAAAGUCAAGGCUUGUGGAUGCAAGACUUUCCUUGGAAAGACCAGAAUGCGACAAGCAAGGGAAGUCCUUUUGAAAGUGAUCUUAUUGAUUAUUUACAGGCUCUAAAGUUGCCAGAAUUUACUGCCAGUUUGCCAGCCCUUGGUAGAGUGAAAAUAAAUGCUUCCUUCUUUAAGAAGUUCAAUUAUGAAAAUGCAGCGGUCAGAUUAAUUGCAUCAGUUCCAGGAUAUCAUUCCGGAUCCAGUCUAAAGAAGUGGGGUCAUAUGAAACUACGCUCUAUCCUAGAGCAAUGCACUUUUGACGACGAAUUUAAGAAAUCUCCUUUAAUUUAUCAGUUUUCCUCUCUUGGUUCGCUGGAUGAGAAGUGGAUGACUGAGCUAAGAACUUCAAUGUCAUCUGGAUUGUCAGCUGAUGCAUCCACCCUAGGUUUGGGCGAACCAUUGAUCAUAUGGCCUACUGUGGAAGAUGUCAGAUGGUCACUUGAGGGGUAUGCAGCUGGAAAUGCCAUCCCGAGUCCACUUAAAAAUGUGGAGAAAGAAUUUCUGAAGAAAUACUGGGCAAAGUGGAAGGCUACCCACACGGGUCGCUGCCGUGCAAUGCCCCAUAUAAAGACAUUUGUUCGUUAUAAUGGUCAAAAUCUCGCUUGGUUUUUAUUAACUUCAUCAAAUCUCAGCAAAGCUGCCUGGGGAGCCCUUCAAAAGAAUAGUUCUCAAUUGAUGAUCCGUUCCUAUGAGCUUGGCGUGCUAUUUUUGCCUACUGUUGUUAAAAAUGAUUUUGGAUUUUCUUGUACAGAUGAUAAAAGCUCUCUAAAGAAUACAAGGGGACCAACAGGUAGCUGUGGAACUCGAAAGAUAAAACUGGUUACUCUGACUUGGCCACGAAGAGAUAAUGAUGAUUCUGAUUCUGAAAUAGUUCCUCUUCCUGUGCCAUAUGAACUUCCUCCAAAGCUGUACUCCUCUCAAGAUGUACCAUGGUCUUGGGAUCGUGUAUACCGACAGAAGGAUGUAUAUGGUCAAGUUUGGCCUAGGCAGGUCAAGCUUUAUAGCUCUCAAGAUGCCUAAGUCAACUUUAUUACUAUAAUAAAGCGGCAUCAGUGUUCUGAGCCUCUGACAUUGUGAAACUACUUCUGGAAGGUGUGAACUGCCUCUCUAAUCCUAGUAAUUAUUCAAUUUGUUAGUAGUUUCGUUUCUGUGGAUUCUUCAAAGUCCAUGCAUAGCUCAAUUUCUGCUUCAGGAGUUUUAUUUUUAAAUUGAUUUGUCGUCUACAAUGCUCAAAUUUAUUUCAUGGCUUCUCUCAAUUUAUUGGUAAAGUAGCCUGCCUGGUUUAUUAUCUGAAAGUUCAAUUAUAAGCUUCUGAAAACUGUGACCCAUGAACAACUGCUAUGAAUAUUGUACUUAAAUGUUUGCAUGAUUAUAAAAAAUGUAAAGAAAAAAAAAGAUAUAGGAAUUUUUCUCUUUAUUUUAUUUAUUUAUGUUCCCUUUCCACUUGUUGAUAGGCGUAUCGCGUACCUAACAAAAAUAAACCUAACUAGACCACUACUAUGUAGACGGGCAAGCAAGGGUCGGAUCCCAAGAGACUAUGGUUUAACCAAUUAAAUAGACUCAAGCAAUUACCAAGCAAGUAACCAAAUCAAUAAAUGAGAAUCAAUAUCUAAAGGACUAGUCAAAACGAUUAAAUCUAAAUAAGAUGACAAUUUAAUGCUAAAAACAUCCAAGAUCAAGCUUCACCACGAAUACAAUUAAUGCAAUAGUCGUUCUACCCCUAACACAUAA